AUGCUAAAGGGGUCGCUUAAAGGUUGCUUAAGUAUGUCUAAAAAAGUUAUAGUCAUUGCUGGUACGACAGGAGUAGGGAAGUCUCAGUUGUCUAUACAAUUAGCUCAAAAAUUCAAUGGCGAAAUCAUUAAUUCAGAUUCUAUGCAGGUAUACAAAGAUAUUCCUAUUAUAACAAAUAAACACCCGCUUCAAGAAAGGGAAGGCAUUCCUCAUCAUGUAAUGAACCACGUUGAUUGGUCAGAAGAAUACUACUCCCAUCGUUUUGAAACAGAAUGUAUAAAAGCUAUAGAAGAUAUUCAUCAGAGGGGAAAGAUACCCAUUGUUGUAGGGGGUACACAUUAUUAUUUGCAGACACUUUUCAAUAAGCGAGUAGAUACGAAAUCGUCAGAACUUAAGCUCACAAAGGAGCAGCUUGAUAUUUUGCAAUCGUCUGACCCCGAUGUCGUUUAUAACACCCUUGUGGAGUGUGAUCCAGACAUAGCUACGAAAUACCAUCCUAAUGAUUACAGAAGAGUACAACGAAUGUUAGAAAUCUACUACAAGACGGGCAAAAAGCCAAGCGAGACAUUUAAUGAACAACAAAUUACCUUGAAAUUUGAUACUCUAUUUUUAUGGUUAUACAGUAAGCCGGAACCACUUUUCCAAAGGUUGGACCAUCGUGUAGACGUCAUGUUGGAGAGGGGCGCCUUACAAGAAAUUGAGCAAUUAUAUGAAUAUUACAGCCAGAAUAAAUUUACGCCGGAGCAAUGCGAAAAUGGUGUCUGGCAAGUUAUCGGCUUCAAAGAAUUCUUACCAUGGUUAAGCAGGAAAACCGAUGAUAACACGAUCAAGUUGGAGGAAUGCAUAGAAAGAAUGAAAACGAGAACGCGUCAGUACGCAAAAAGGCAGGUGAAAUGGAUCAAGAAAAUGCUGAUACCCGAUAUUAAAGGUGACAUAUACUUACUGGAUGCCACUGAUCUCUCCCAAUGGGAUAUUACUGCUUCUCAAAGAGCGAUAGCUAUUUCUAAUGAUUUUAUUAAGAACCGACCUAUUGAGCAAGAAAGAGCACCUGAAGCCCUGCGGGAAUUGUUGUCUGAAGGCGAAACUAAGAUGAAGAAAUUGGACGAUUGGACUCAUUUUACUUGUAAUGUCUGUCGUAACACAGAUGGUAAGAAUGUUGUAGCUAUUGGCGAAAAGUACUGGAAUAUCCAUUUGGGUAGCAGAAGGCAUAAAGCCAACUUGAAAAGAAGCGCUCGUCAAACUGAUUUUGAAAAAUGGAAAAUAAGCAAAAAGGAAACAGUUGAAUAA
Saccharomyces paradoxus is the source of this 1287-nucleotide messenger RNA. RefSeq names its product tRNA dimethylallyltransferase (gene MOD5). Bases 1 to 1287 code for a protein of 428 amino acids. Gene Ontology annotation, biological process: tRNA modification. Lineage: Eukaryota; Fungi; Ascomycota; Saccharomycetes; Saccharomycetales; Saccharomycetaceae. Gene Ontology annotation, molecular function: ATP binding; tRNA dimethylallyltransferase activity. The record is from RefSeq and is a predicted model, not a curated record. Gene Ontology annotation, cellular component: mitochondrion. The transcript has a single exon.